Messenger RNA from Solanum tuberosum (potato), 2710 nucleotides. RefSeq lists its product as uncharacterized. NCBI's taxonomy places the organism in Eukaryota, Viridiplantae, Streptophyta, Magnoliopsida, Solanales, Solanaceae. Bases 290 to 2530 code for a protein of 746 amino acids. The transcript has 6 exons. The record is from RefSeq and is a predicted model, not a curated record.
CACAAAGCCCUAGUUCCCGCCAAUAUUGUUGGCGCCAUUUCACAUCUCACCAAUAUCCAUAUAAAUCACUAAUUUCCCGGGAAAAUUUUACCCUCCAUUUUUUCUUCUCAACUUUCUCCAUUUACUCUUGAAUCUAAAUCUACCGGCGAAACCAAGCGAUUCUGAAUCAGUUUAUGGAAGACUGGUGUGACAUCUUGGAGUUAUAAAGGACUUGUGCUAUAUUCUAUCCCUUCGAGGGCAUUUGCAGUUUCACCAACAGUUCAUGAACUUGAGUCAAGCCUGUUAGACAAUGGAGCAAAGAAGUUGCAACAACUUGCACUUUAUCCAGGUUAGGAGGAGAGGUUUGACAGUAGAAGUCCCUAAUGUAGAUUCUCAUGGAAAGCCAGCUUUAAUGUUCAAGAAGUUAAAAGACAUCUAUGAUACUGAAAAUAUUAAGUGUGAAAGCGAAUGUCUGCAGGUGGUAGACAGAACAUUACAAGCAGUAGAACCUGAAGAUAACAUAUUUGGUGGCUGUGCUAAUCAUGAAGUGAAUAUUCAGUCAGAUGAUUGUGAUUUUGGAGAAAUAACACUGAAACAACUGAAGAAUAAAUGCAAAUCCAAGAAAAGGAAACUUGCUACUCCAAGUUCUAGUAUGACCUGUCUGAAGCAGCCUAACGGAUGUUAUCUCCCAGACGAAGAUGAUGAUCUAAAAGUACCCCUUAGUCAUUUGAAAUCGGGGAUUUUCAAAAAAGCAAAUGGUAAAAGAAGGUGCACCAACAGGAAUCUCUUUGCAUCUCCAAAAGAGCCUGUAUCAGUUAAACUUGAAGAGGUUUUUGAGCCUGAAAUUUCUCAGCAGCUCAGAAGUGUUUUGCCUGAAGUGGCAGAACCCAUAGCUGACACUUCUGAAUCUGAGUUCUCAGUGUGUCAAAGCUCAGAUUCCUCCAAUUGCUCCUCUAAUAUCCAGAUGGUUAGCAAACUGGAACCUGUUACAAUUACAUGCAGUGAAUUUCCAAAUGAUGCUGACUCUGAGGAAAACAAACCAGUUUUGUUUGCUGAAGAACAGCAGCUUUGUACUCUUAACCAGAUUUCCAGUGAUAACUCGGAACAUGUGGAGUCUAAAUAUGUUUUCUCAGCUAGUGAAGUGCCUGCAGAGGUAAAUAAUCAGGAGGACGGAUGUAAUGGAGAGAACAGUCAAAAAGAGUUGUUUGCUCCAGCAAGGUCUAUGGAAACAGUAGCAGCAGCAAAUGAUCAGAGUCUAGACAUGUAUGACUGCCUGAUGAAUUGUUCUGAUACAGUCGAGAUUUCUGAUCAGAAACCCAAUAUUGUUGUGUUUCAUGUUCCUGACGCAACGGUACCUAAUAGCACUAUCACUGCCAGUCUUCAUUGUGCAGAUGAUGUUUGCAUGUUUGGAGAUAGAGAUAAGGAAGUUUUGCUCUCAGAUCAGAAUAUUAGUUCAGUCGAUGGCCCUGUUGACAAUUGCAUCUCAUCGUGGAAUUUUCAAACUUGCUCAGGCAGUGACAAUUGUUUGCCAUCCUUGGACAAAAUUGAUGACAAGGAGCAGCGAACAGAUUCUUGCUUUACUGAUGCAGCAACUAGUUUGAUUUCAGGAAAUUGUUUGGGUGAUGAAAAUCGGCCACUGAAAUAUUCAAGUAUUUCUGAAGAAAAAAAUAUGACGUUAAGCAGUCCACCUCCGGAUGUUGUUGAUCAGAUCUCAACACCAGAGCUGUCACCGCCUCCUGAGAGACUUCUUUCGACACGAAAGGCUAUUUCUCCAUCCUCUCAAGAGCGACUUUGUUUGGCUAUGAACUCCAUAGACUUAAUUGAUGACCUGGAGAACUACAAAUGUAAAGAAAAACUCACUUUUGCGGGUCAUGAGGAUUCUGAAAGAUCAUGCCUAGCUGAUGCUAGCACAAGUAAAGAUUCUGAACGAUCUCCACGGCCUAAUCAGGCUAAAGUUUUUAUAGGCCCCAAGCAGAUCUCUAGGAGAUUGAAGAUUGGAAAACGAAGUUCCCCUCCAAAAGGCAAUCUAGUAAAACGAAGUAGUCCUUUGAAGGGCAAUCUAGAAGGUCCUCGUCUAUCUCGUUCUUUACCUCAGCUUAGCACUGGGUGCACCUCAAUUAAACGUUGUUCAGAAAGUGCUAUAGCAUUUUCACAGCGGCAGAUGCAUGAUAUUGAAUCUCUAGCAUCGAAGCUUAUGAAUGAAUUGAAGUCCAUGAAGGAUAUGGUAGAAGACAAAUUACUCUUUGAAGCAUAUCGAACCAGUUCUUUGAAAAAUGAUGCUGAUGAGGUGAAGAAUGCCAUAAAAGGUGCUACGAAAGUUGAAGAGACAACACGAAAGUGGUUGUCCAUGAUGACUAGGGACUGCACCAGAUUCUGUAAAAUCAUGAAAUUGACUCAAAAUGGUGCGACUGAUUCCAAGAACUCAGUCCAUAGAGAGGGGAGGAAAAUUUCUUUUGCUGAUGAAGCUGGUGGUAUGCUCUGUCAUUUCAACUAUUUUGAGGAUACCGAUCCAACGUUGGAAUCUGAUAGUGUACAAGAAGAAGACAUAUGAGGCCUCAACUAUCAUCUUCUGGAGAUAUCUCAAUAUUUUGUUGUAUGAUAGAUUAUUGUGCAUCUUCCUGAUUGAUUGUGUCCAAUAAUGUAACGAUGAAAUAUUAUUUUUUCCUAAUACUACAUUUUGAGAUAAUAUGCUAUCUAAAACUACUGUAAGCCAAGUCUCCAAAUGCACUUC